GUUAUUGUUAGCUUGUUAGCUAGCAGACGAACCGCUGAAAUGGCGAUAUGACUGAGUAAUAACGGCUUAUUACAUAUGCACCACUAAGUUAUAACUAAUCCUAAAGUGAUGGAGGACGGUAACAGGAGUGAUGGAGCUUCCACGUCAAAGAGCCAUGUAGGCUCUUUUCACCUGCAGACUCCAAAAAGUGAGGACACUUAUGAAAUUACCAUUCCCUUUGAAGAGAACAACUUUGAGCAGCAGGGAUUCUUCAACCAGAGCGAUCAGAACUUUGAUGAACCAGCCUCGAGUGGAGGCCCAUCUACAGUCAGUAAUUCAUACAUGGUGAUCAACAACCUGCGGACCCAGCUCCAGAUCUCUGUGGAGAAAAACUCGUGGCUGCAAAAAAGAAUCGAGGAUCUGGAGGAGGAGCGGGACUUCCUGCGGUGCCAGUUGGACCGCUUCAUCUUUUCCACGAAGAGCCACGGACCGGAACAGGGUCAGAGUCAGUACAGUAACGGAUAUGAAUCAAGACGAUUCAACUGGAGGGCAAGAAGAGAGGAAGACCGUCCAGCUGAUCAGCAGAAGGGAGACCAACAGCAUUUCCCUCAGCGCCAGUUUGUCCAGCGAAGGCCUGGUCCUCCCACUAUGGUUCCUUCCAAAAACCACAUCUCCAAUCCACUAUCCUCUCAGCUCUCUAACAUGAAUGCUUUGUACAACACAACACAAUCACAGGCGCUUUUGCAAGGCCACAGUCACAGCACCUCAAGUACAACAGGCAGUGGCAGCAACAGUAAAAACAGCAAUGCUGCAAGAUCAUCCCUAAACCAACUGGGUGGACGCAAUGGCCCAGAUUCCCUCUCACUGCUGGGAGAAUCUGAUGAGUUCUUGGAGGAGGAUGGCUUCAUCGAGGAGGACGAAGGGGAUGAUGUAAUGUCAGAGACAAUUAGCACCAACAGGCAGCAGUUAAAGAGGAGACGAGUCCUCCGAGCGCCACGAGAGCGACAGAGAGUGAAAGACGCUGCAGGAGUGCUAUUUCGCUAUAAGAAGAUUCUCCUUACGUACCAGCGCCUCAAAAACAUGACCAAGGCCUUCCAAAUCCACGGUGUUGACCGCAACACCGUGGCCUCCACCACCCCCAUUGCUGAGCUGCAUCUCGUGGCCCCUGAGAAAGUGGCCGAAGUGGGAGAGUUUGACUCCUCCAAGGAGAAGCUGCUGGAUUACGCCCGACGCUGCUACCUCGCCCUGGACGAAGAGACGCUCAGUAGAGUGCAGGCGUUGAAGAAAAAUAACCUCCUGCUGCCCAUCUCAUACCGAUUCAGGCAUGAGAUGAGCUGAUUGAUGUCAGCUGUAUUGUGGAGGUAGAGACAAGGGGAUUCUUUUGAAAUGAAAAUAAGUGUUUCUGCAAUCACAGAGGACUGUGAUUAUGGUAGUUCUAUUGUCAUUUGUUCUUCAUUUAUGUUUUGCAAAGACAUUUUUUUAUCCUGACGUGAAUCUGCUGGAGGGCAGGAGUUCAAACACUACUUUAGAUGACUGCAGCGUGUUAAAUAUCCAAAUUUAUAUUACUUUAUUUGUAUUCUGCUUUGACACAAUCCCGUAAGUGCAUAAGCUUCAAGUGUGUUUUUUUUAAUUUUAUUUUAAGUUGUGACUCAUUUUUGGAAUACUUUGAUGAACAAAUUAUGCCCAUUUCAGGAUGAUUUUCUUUGCUUUAUUUUUACUGUGGCUAUAUUUAGUGUCAUUUUUAUUUGCAUUAAUUAAUUUUUAUAUGAUCCACAUUUAGAAAAGCUCCAUAUUGCUGCAGACCUCCUUAUUUAAAGAUGAGGUGAACAAUCAAAUGAUAAUUAGAAAGAAAACGUUCUGGGGCACCAUACAUCAAUCAACAAGUCACUGUUUUUAUCGCUAACAUUGCAUUGUGUCUCAGAAAUGUUGGUCGUUUUUAUUUAUUCUUACCAUUGGGAACACCAGUUGCACCUCUGCCUAGUUUUAAUGCUGCAUUUCUUUCUUUCUUCAAAGGAUUCCAAGCAACUUUUGUAAAUGACUUUUACUAAGUUACCAUAAAUGUAACCUCCUAUGCUUCUGAUAUUAGGAAUCUUGUAUUGUAUUGUGAAGUUUUAUAUAUUGUGGAUCUGACCAAUUCCACUGCAUAACACUAUGGGUUUGUUUUUUUUUUUUGUAAUACCUGUAGGUUUUGGUUCCUUGUAAAAAAAAUAAUCUGUGGAAACAGCUAAAAAUCAUCAGCAGAAACAGAGGAACUGUUCUCCACAACAUGUGCAUGUAAAAAGAGCAUUUGUGAUCUGUUGUGCGCUCUUCAAAUUUCAAGGAAGCUGAUUGUAAUUUACUAUGAAAUGCAACUAUUUUGGCAGUGAAAACAAUUAUUUAGGAUUUUGUUCUACAGCAAAAUAAUAUUGUGUAACCAUGUGUCCAUGAGUAAACAGUUCAAGAGCAAUAAGGAAGCUUCAAAGUUGACCGAGAUUCCUGCCAGUUCACACAUUUCCACCUGGGACAGUUUCUACUUGCAGCAUGAGUGAAAUGGCAGUAAAGCAUUUGAAUUUAUAUAAAAAUAAAACAUUUUAUUCUCUCACCUUCAAGAACAAAUCUCUCCAAUGAGUGCUGAUGAUUCAUUAAGAAAUUGUGUUAAUAGAAGUGAAAUAAACUAUUUGUUUUUUCCUCA
Poeciliopsis prolifica (blackstripe livebearer) is the source of this 2650-nucleotide messenger RNA. RefSeq names its product coiled-coil domain-containing protein 106-like. The transcript is spliced from 8 exons. Lineage: Eukaryota; Metazoa; Chordata; Actinopteri; Cyprinodontiformes; Poeciliidae. The record is from RefSeq and is a predicted model, not a curated record. Gene Ontology annotation, cellular component: nucleoplasm. The coding region runs from base 109 to 1317 and encodes 402 amino acids.